AUGGCAGAGGAGAAAGAGUAUGUGGCAUUUGGCUCCCUGCUCUUCAUCCUCAUCUCCAUCUCCACCUUCUGCAUGGAGACACAUGAGGCCUUCAACACCAUCACCAACAAGACUGAGACCAUCACCGUGGACAACGCGACCCAUGAGGAGAUCGUUUACGAGGUGGUGACUGACAGCUGGCUGACGUACGUUGAGGGCGUAUGUGUCAUCUGGUUUACCAUUGAGGUCCUACUGCGCGUCACCUUCUGCCCAGACAAGGCCGAGUUCUUUAAGAGCACCCUGAACAUCAUCGACUUUGUGGCCAUCUUGCCCUUCUACCUAGAAGUGGGCCUCAGCGGUCUGUCUUCCAAAGCUGCCAAGGACGUGCUGGGGUUCCUCCGCGUGGUCCGGUUUGUUCGUAUCCUCCGAAUCUUCAAGCUUACGCGCCACUUUGUUGGUCUCCGGGUUCUGGGCCACACUCUCCGUGCCAGCACCAAUGAGUUCCUCCUGCUUAUUAUUUUCUUGGCCCUCGGUGUCCUCAUCUUCGCCACAAUGAUCUACUAUGCCGAGCGAAUUGGUGCCGAUCCAGACGACCCCACAGCGAGUGCCCACACCAACUUCAAAAACAUCCCCAUCGGGUUCUGGUGGGCAGUGGUUACCAUGACCACCCUGGGAUAUGGAGACAUGUACCCGGAGACAUGGUCAGGGAUGCUGGUGGGUGCGUUGUGCGCCUUGGCUGGCGUGCUCACCAUCGCUAUGCCAGUGCCCGUCAUCGUCAACAACUUUGGUAUGUAUUACUCCCUCGCCAUGGCCAAACAGAAGCUGCCCAAGAAGAAGAACAAACAUAUACCAAGAGCGCCCCAACCCGGCUCUCCCAACUACUGCAAGCCAGAUGCCCUGGCCAUGGCUACUGCCUCACCCCAAAGGAUCCUGGGAAAUGUAUUGGGUGGGGUGAUAGGAUCUGGUGGCAUAGGUGGUGACUGCCCUCUCGCCCAGGAGGAAAUCAUUGAGAUCAACAGAGACUCCAAGCAGAACGGUGAUGCAGCCUCGGCCGCCCUGGCCAACGAGGACUGCCCCACCAUCGACCAGGUGCUGAGCCCGGACGAGAGGAGCCCCGCCGGGCGAGGGGGCGUCACCCGGGAACGCUACCAGCAGGAUCGCGCCUGCUUCCUGCUCAACACCAGGGAAUUCCGAGCCACAGAUGGGAAUGUGCGGAAAGGGGCAGCAGCCCUGGCAGCCAGUCCAGAAUCCCCCUUGACGGAGGAUUGGUUAAAGAUGGAAGGGUCUCUGCUACAGCAGGACCUCAAUGCAAACUCCACCUCCUGGAUCAAACCAUAGGCCAACAGAG
Molecule: messenger RNA, 1327 nt
Organism: Lampris incognitus (smalleye Pacific opah)
Lineage: Eukaryota; Metazoa; Chordata; Actinopteri; Lampriformes; Lampridae
Product: potassium voltage-gated channel subfamily C member 3-like
Exons: 4
Coding region: 1-1317 (438 amino acids)
Biological process (GO): potassium ion transmembrane transport
Cellular component (GO): voltage-gated potassium channel complex; dendrite membrane; axon
Molecular function (GO): delayed rectifier potassium channel activity
Source: RefSeq, a predicted model, not a curated record